CGCAGCUGCAGAUUUCACCACGCGCGUCGCCGACGGACCAGCGAGGCGAAGCCCCCUCCGCUCGUGCUCCGCCGCAUUUCGCGGCGCCAGCCCAACUGACCGGAAGCCUCAACGGUCGGCCUAUAAGUGGAGCCAGAUGGCACCUUCCCGGUUAAGCAACUCCGUGAUCGAGAGCACCUGCCCCGUAGCCGAGAAGAGAGCUGUACGCCGGUUAGGCUCGCAGCUGGAGAGAUGGUGCUCAACGGCGUUCUGUUCUUGAUCGUCUGCGCGGCUGCUCGAGCUGCCGCUUCCGGCGGAGACGGCCCGCUGCUGAACGGCAACUUCGAGCAGGCGCCGAACAGGUCCCAGAUGAACGGCUCGAGGGUGACGGGGAAGUACGCGAUCCCGCACUGGAAGGCCACCGGGUUCGUGGAGUACAUCGAGUGCGGGGCGAAGCAGGACCACAUGGUCCUCGUGGUGCCGGAGGGCAGGCACGCCGUGCGGCUGGGCACCGACUCCUCCAUCGAGCACCAGCUCAGCGUGACGCGGGGCAAGUACUACUCCGUCACCUUCAGCGCGGCGCGCACCUGCGCCCAGUCCGAGAAGCUGAGCGUGUCCAUCGUCCCCGGCGACGCCUCCGGCGGCGAGCUCCCCGUCCAGACGGUGUACACCAGCAGCGGCUGGGACUCGUACGCCUGGGCCUUCAAGGCCCGGCAGGGCGUGGUGUCGCUCGUCAUCCACCACGGCGACGACCAGGUGGACGACCCCGCCUGCGGCCCCAUCGUCGACGCCGUCGCCAUUAGAACGCUCAACCCUCCCCACGCCACCCACCAGAACAUGCUGAUCAACGGGGACUUCGAGGAGGGGCCGUACAUGACGCCGGGGUCGCCGUGGGGGGUGCUGGUGCCGCCCAUGGACGAGGACGCCACGUCGCCGCUGCCGGGGUGGGCGAUCAUGUCCUACUCCAAGGUGGUCAAGUACAUCGACGCGGCGCACUUCCGGGUGCCGCACGGCUCCCGCGCCGUGGAGCUGGUGGCCGGCGUGGAGGUGGCGCUGGUGCAGGAGGUGGCCACCGUGCCCGGCAGGUCCUACAGGCUGCAGUUCUCGGUGGGCGACGCGGGAAACAGGUGCGCGGCGUCGCCCAUGAGCGUGCAGGUGGCCACGGCGUACGGGGGCAAGCGCGUCUCGUACGAGUCCCGCGGCACCGGCGGGUUCGUGCGCGACAAGCUCGACUUCAAGGCCGAGGGGAACAGCACCCGGGUGGUGUUCUACAGCACCGGCUACCACACCACGUCCGACAGCAGCGGCACGCUCUGCGGGCCCGUCGUCGACGACGUCUCGCUCGUCAGCGUUUCGCACCCGCAUGCUCGCCGGUUGCUCCGCUGAUGCGUCCCGUAGUGGAAAAUGACUGCUGAGAAUGAUAGUAGUUGCGUGACAACAGGCUUAACAUUGUGCUUUGUUGAUGCUUCCUUCGAACAAAUCAAAUUGAUCAUAAUUCACUGCAA
This is a messenger RNA of Triticum urartu, 1484 nucleotides long. Its product is annotated as protein DUF642 L-GALACTONO-1,4-LACTONE-RESPONSIVE GENE 2-like. Lineage: Eukaryota; Viridiplantae; Streptophyta; Magnoliopsida; Poales; Poaceae. The record is from RefSeq and is a predicted model, not a curated record.